Molecule: messenger RNA, 3951 nt
Organism: Athene cunicularia (burrowing owl)
Lineage: Eukaryota; Metazoa; Chordata; Aves; Strigiformes; Strigidae
Gene: PPFIBP1
Product: PPFIA binding protein 1
Exons: 31
Coding region: 222-3329 (1035 amino acids)
Biological process (GO): neuromuscular junction development
Cellular component (GO): presynaptic active zone
Molecular function (GO): protein binding
Source: RefSeq, a predicted model, not a curated record
CCAGUCCAGAUGCAUGGGUCCAGAGUCAAGCGCUUCCUCAGCUUCAUGUCAGAAGUUUAUACAGAUCAGUAGUGUUUGCUCAAGAGUGACAGUGGAGAUCAGCAUUUAAGUCCACUCCUCUGGAUUGAGUCACAGACUUGAGGCUCUGGAUCCAGCGUACACUCUCGGUGUUUCAUUGCUCCUUAUGGUGUAGCUGGUGAUAGUUCCUGAGAAGAGAGAAGAUGAUGAGUGAUGCAAGUGAUAUGCUCGCUGCGGCUCUGGAGCAGAUGGAUGGCAUUAUAGCAGGUUCAAAGGCACUGGAAUAUUCCAACGGCAUCUUUGACUGCCAGUCCCCCACCUCCCCCUUCAUGGGGGGCCUGCGGGCGCUGCACCUGGUGGAGGACUUGCGGGGCUUGCUGGAGAUGAUGGAGGCGGACGAGAGAGAGGGACUGCGCUGCCAGGUCCCGGACUCGACAGCGGAGGCUCUGAUCGAAUGGCUCCAAAGUCAAAUGACUAAUGGACACAUAUCUGGGAAUGGAGAUGUGUAUCAAGAAAGGCUGGCUCGUCUGGAAAAUGAUAAGGAAUCUCUUGUUCUGCAAGUAAGUGUACUUACGGACCAGGUGGAGGCCCAGGGAGAAAAGAUUCGGGAUCUAGAGUUCUGUCUGGAGGAGCACAGGGAGAAGCUGAAUGCCACAGAAGAGAUGCUGCAGCAGGAGCUUUUAAGCAGAACAUCCCUUGAAACUCAGAAGCUGGAUCUUAUGGCAGAGGUUUCCACUCUGAAGUUAAAGCUUACAUCUGUAGAGAAGGAUAGGUUGGACUAUGAGGACAGAUUCAGAGAUACAGAGGAUUUGAUCCAGGAAAUAAAUGAAUUGCGGUUGAGAGUGGGAGAAAUGGACAAUGAAAGACUACAGUAUGAGAAAAAACUGAAAACAACCAAAUCAUUAAUGGCCAAACUUUCUAGUAUGAAAAUCAAAGUGGGUCAGAUGCAGUAUGAAAAGCAGCGGAUGGAGCAAAAAAGCCAGAUGCUAAAGGAUGAGCUAUCAGCUUUGAAAGAUAAACUGGAGCAGAAGGAAGUGGAGGUAAAAAGGUUGCAAGAAAAAUUGGUUUGCAAGCUGAAAGGAGAAGGAAUUGAAAUACUGGACAGAGAUGAAAAUUGUAAAAAGAAGCUCAAAGAUAAAAAUAUAGAGGUACAGAAAAUGAAGAAGGCGGUAGAAUCUCUAAUGGCAGCAAAUGAAGAGAAGGAUCGGAAGAUAGAAGAGCUUCGGCAAUCACUGAAUAGGUACAAGAAAGUUCAAGACAUGGUGAUAUUGGCUCAAGGCAAGGAAAGUGACGGUGAAGACUUCUUGAAUUCAGGGUCUGUUUCCACAGUUUUAUUGGACACACCAAGUCUGACUGACCCAGAGAAAAGCCCAUCCUCAACCCCAGUAACAGCAUCUCCAAUCCACGAUGAGUUUAAUGAGAAUAUUCACGAAGAGAAUUCCUUACAGAUCCACACCAGUAUUUUACAGAUUUCAAUUCCUUCUUUUUCAUCAACAUCCAAGAGCUCAGAAACUGUUGCAGAGAAAGUGAAAACACAGCCUAGGCCAGAUCCUGCAAGUGAAAUGAGUGAAGGACGAUCAAGAGGUUCCUCCCCAGAAACUCAACUGUGUGAUAGUCCAGCAACUUCUUUGCUGCAGAAGUCCAGCAGUCUGAGCAGUUUGAGAAAAGAGACAUCUGAAGUGGACAGAGAGGCUGCGCAGAAGCCGACAGAGGUUAAACCUCCCGUGGAAGGUAAUAAUUUCGCAACCCUUCCUCCAAAGUCUCCUUCUCACGGUGGCACAGGCGAUGAGGAUAGUUUUGGUACCCGUAAAGCCAGAUCUUCAUUUGGACGAGGCUUUUUCAAGAUAAAAAAUAACAAGAGGACUGCGAGUGCCCCCAAUCUGGAUCGCAGUCGAAGUGCAAGUGCACCUACUUUAGCUGAAACGGAGAAGGGAUCUGCAGAUCACUUGGAUCUGGCUGGCUUGCCCCCUCGCCCAAAAGAAACGGAUAGUCUACAGAUGACACCACCUUCUCCAGAUUCCAAGAAAAAGGCCAGGGGGAUCAAGAAGUUAUUUGGAAAGCUUAAAAGAAGUCAGUCGACCACCUUCAACCCAGAUGACAUGUCUGAGACAGAGUUCAAAAGAGGAGGGACAAGAGCAACUGCGGGCCCAAGACUGGGCUGGUCUCGGGACCUGGGGCAGUCUCACAGUGAGCUGGACACGCCAUUCGCAAAGUGGACGAAGGAGCAGGUUUGCAACUGGCUUCAGGACCAAGGGCUAGGCUCUUACAUAAGUAAUGGCAAACACUGGAUACUGUCUGGGCAAACGCUUCUGCAGGCUUCUCAGCAGGACCUGGAAAAGGAGCUUGGGAUAAAGCACCCAUUGCAUCGGAAGAAGCUUCAGCUCGCUCUGCAGGCGCUCGGAUCUGAAGAGGAAAACAAUCAUGGGAAGCUGGAUUACCACUGGGUUACCAGGUGGCUGGAUGACAUCGGCCUCCCCCAGUAUAAGACCCAGUUUGAUGAAGGAAAGGUGGAUGGCCGAAUGCUCCAUUACAUGAGCGUGGAUGACUUGCUGUCCUUGAAAGUUGUCAGUGUCCUCCACCACCUCAGCAUCAAAAGAGCCAUUCAGGUGUUGAGAAUAAAUAACUUUGAGCCCAACUGUCUGCGCAGGAGGCCGUCUGAUGAGAAUAACGUCACACCUUCUGAGGUCACCCAGUGGACCAACCAUCGCGUGAUGGAGUGGUUGCGCUCUGUUGACCUGGCAGAGUACGCGCCUAACCUGCGUGGGAGCGGUGUGCAUGGGGGACUGAUGGUUCUGGAGCCUCGUUUCAAUGUAGAAACCAUGGCACAGUUACUGAACAUUCCACCAAACAAGACACUACUGAGACGACACUUGGCGACUCAUUUCAACCUCCUCAUUGGGCAGGAGGCCCAGCAGCAGAAACGUGAAGCCAUGGAGUCCCCAGACUAUGUCCUUUUAACAGCAACUGCCAAAGUAAAGCCAAAGAAACUUGCAUUCAGCAAUUUUGGAAGCCUGAGGAAGAAGAAGCAAGAUGAUGUGGAAGAGUAUGUGUGUCCAAUGGAGCUGGGACGGGCAUCUGGAAGUGGGUCAAAGAAGGGUUUUAAGCCUGGCCUGGAUAUCCGAGUGUAUGAUGAUGAUGAUUUGGACAGGCUGGAGCAGAUGGAAGAUUCAGAAGGGACAGUGAGACAAAUAGGAGCGUUUUCUGAAGGCAUCAACAACUUGACACACAUGUUGAAAGAGGAUGAAAUGUUUAAAGACUUUGCGACUCGCUCUCCCAGCACCAGUAUAACAGAUGAGGACUCCAACGUGUGACAGUAACUACCAGGCACUGACAAAGGCUCACUUUCCUGUGUGCAAGAAACGCCAUCAUUCAUGUGACCGGCAGCAGAUCUCGUACAUGACAUUGCUCUUGCUUCUGUUUCUUAGAAGUAACUCUGGGGGGUGGAGAAUUUGAAAAGAAAAGGAGGGGGGGAAAAAAAAAAGGUGCCUACUCUAAAAGUUGCCAUAAGAAACACACAGACACUGGUGAAUGGUAAUUGUUUUUACUAUAUUUAAUGUACAAACUGGUGAUAUGUUUCAGAGUGUUGCAUUUAAAUUUACGUGGUAUGAUAGUGCUCCUUUUGCUUAUUCAUGGCCUCAGAUAAUCCCUUAUACUGUUUCAAGAUAACAGAUGAUGUUAGGUAGAAGUACUGUGUCUGUGGAUAUCGUGCAUCAGCUUUCUCUAGGCUCUCAGCUGAAAAAAGAUGUUACUGCUCUUUUUCAAGUGCAUUUGUUUGGUACAAAUACCAGUUCUGCCCUUCCUGUGACAUCCAGUGCAGGAUUUUAGUAAUCCAAGCCUUGCACAAACUUCCCAGUAACUUUUUGACUGUUGGUCUUAUUUUUAUACUGUUUUAUAAAAAAAAAAAAAAAAAAAAAAAAAGAAAGAAAAAAGAAG